This is a messenger RNA of Dibothriocephalus latus, 256 nucleotides long. The record is from the annotation of a GenBank genome assembly. NCBI's taxonomy places the organism in Eukaryota, Metazoa, Platyhelminthes, Cestoda, Diphyllobothriidea, Diphyllobothriidae.
UUAGGAAAAGUCGAAUGAACCCAUCAACCUCACCGUACAUGGACAAGAUGGGUCUGUCAUCCACUUCAAGAUAAAGCGAACGACUCCCCUUAAAAAGCUUAUGUCAGCCUACUGUGACCGGCUGGGGUUGACCAUGUCUAAUGUCCGUUUCACGUGUGAUGGCGAGCACGUACAGCAGGAAGAUACUCCUGAAUCGCUCGAUCUUAAUGAUCGUGAUACGAUUGAGGUGUUCCAAACACAAACCGGAGGAUUUUGA